Messenger RNA from Homalodisca vitripennis (glassy-winged sharpshooter), 1089 nucleotides. Its product is annotated as endocuticle structural glycoprotein SgAbd-2-like. NCBI's taxonomy places the organism in Eukaryota, Metazoa, Arthropoda, Insecta, Hemiptera, Cicadellidae. The record is from RefSeq and is a predicted model, not a curated record. The transcript is spliced from 3 exons. Gene Ontology annotation, cellular component: chitin-based extracellular matrix. Gene Ontology annotation, molecular function: structural constituent of chitin-based larval cuticle. Bases 211 to 540 code for a protein of 109 amino acids.
UACUCACUGGUGUUCUGUAUUGUUCUAAUAAAUGGCCUAUCGCAACUCAACGCUUUUCCAUCUUCUACAUUACCAAGAUUGUCCGAUUCAAGCCCGAUCAAGAUAAAAUUGUUAUCACAAGACACUAUCUCUAAGACAUUGACUAACAGAAUUCGUCGUAAAGUGCCAGCGUCCUCAUAUUUUCUCAGCAAAGACACUCCUAUAUCAGGAAUGGGCGGAUCUGGAGCUCCACUUUCGGCAGCUCUCCCACCGCCAUCACCUCCCCAGUCGUACUAUAGACCUGGCAGCCCUAGCAGCCAGAGCGAUACGUACCGUCCUGAUGGAUCUUUCUCUUACAGCUAUAACACCGAUAACGGAAUAUCUACAAAUGUGAAAGGAUACCAAAAAAACGUUGCUGGUAACCAAGGACAAGCAAUGGAGGGAACAUAUUAUUACACGUCACCAGAAGGAAGGCCCAUACUUACUCGCUGGUACGCGGACGAGACAGGGUUCCAUGCUCAGGGUGCUCAUUUGCCCUUAUUCACCCUGCGUAAUGGAUAAGGACUUAGUGGAUCUUGAAAUAUACUGGACUUAAUUGAAUAACUGUAAGAAUAAAAAAUAAAUCCAAAUUACACACACACACACACACAUAUAUAUAUAUAUAUAUAUAUAUAUAUAUAUAUAUAUAUAUAUAUAAUAUAUAUAUAUAUAUAUGAAUCUCUUAUAUUGUGCUUUAUUUAACUAAUUUCUUAGUUAAGAUUAUGCAGUUAACGUAGGAUUAUAACCAUAUUACUACCCUAAAUAUUUAAAAUUUAGCAAUUAUUCUUAGAAAAAUUAUACAUAUAUUUCGAGCUUCAAGUGUAUAUUAAAUAGUAUACAUUAUUUUUAAAUGUUAAUUAAAUAAUAUCAAACACUGUGUAUGUUAGAUUCAAACAAAGUUUGUAAUUAACCAAUGAUAUAUUAUGUAAUUUAGUCCAUCAGAAAUAUUAGAAUUGUUCUCAUAUUUAUAUUACAUUUUUGGUGAUAAGUAAAUAUGUACACGUUAAUACGAUACAUAUUUUAUGGAAUAAAUUGCAUUUGUGAAUUUGCUGUAAUGCUCUGUUAUGUUGA